AUGGCGAGCAAACACUCGUCCCUCUCCCUCUUCCUCGUCCUCCUUGGCCUGUCGGCCAGCUUGGCCUCCGGGCAAGUCCUGUUUCAGGGUUUCAACUGGGAGUCGUGGAAGCACAAUGGCGGGUGGUACAACUUCCUGAUGGGCAAGAAGGAGCUCGUCGAGUGGCUCAACUGGCUCAGGACCAACGUCGGCUUCGACGGCUGGCGCUUCGACUUCGCCAAGGGCUACUCCGCGGACGUCGCCAAGAUCUACAUCGACCGCUCCGGGGCCAGCUUCGCCGUGGCCGAGAUAUGGACGUCGCUGGCGUACGGUGGGGACGGCAAGCCGAACCUCAACCAGGACCCGCACCGGCAGGAGCUGGUGAACUGGGUGAACAAGGUGGGCGGCUCCGGCCCCGGCACCACGUUCGACUUCACCACCAAGGGCAUCCUCAACGUGGCCGUGGAGGGCGAGCUCUGGCGGCUGCGCGGCACCGACGGCAAGGCGCCAGGCAUGAUCGGGUGGUGGCCAGCCAAGGCGGUGACCUUCGUGGACAACCACGACACCGGCUCCACGCAGCACAUGUGGCCCUUCCCUUCUGACAGGGUCAUGCAGGGAUACGCCUACAUCCUCACGCACCCUGGGACCCCAUGCAUCUUCUACGAUCAUUUCUUCGACUGGGGCCUGAAGGAGGAGAUCGAUCGCCUGGUGUCAAUCAGGACCCGGCAGGGGAUACACAGUGAGAGCAAGCUGCAAAUCAUAGAGGCUGACGCCGACCUUUACCUGGCUGAGAUCGACGGCAAGGUCAUCGUCAAGCUCGGGCCAAGAUACGAUGUCGGGCACCUCAUUCCCCAAGGCUUCAAGGUGGUCGCGCACGGCAAUGACUAUGCCGUAUGGGAGAAAAUAUAA
Messenger RNA from Triticum turgidum subsp. durum (durum wheat), 888 nucleotides. The record is from the annotation of a GenBank genome assembly. NCBI's taxonomy places the organism in Eukaryota, Viridiplantae, Streptophyta, Magnoliopsida, Poales, Poaceae.